CCUAUUUCCGGUAGGAUCGACGGACGCGUCCGCCGAGGGUUUGUGGGGCAGGCGUUGUCUACUCGAGUUUUUACAGGCGUGAGCAGACAUGGCGGCGGCUUUUCGGAAGGCGGCUAAAUCCCGGCAGCGGGAACAUCGAGAGCGAAGCCAGCCUGGCUUUCGAAAACAUCUGGGCCUGUUGGAGAAAAAGAAAGAUUACAAACUUCGUGCAGAUGACUACCGAAAAAAGCAGGAAUACCUCAGAGCUCUCCGGAAGAAGGCUCUUGAAAAAAAUCCAGAUGAAUUCUACUACAAAAUGACUCGGGUUAAACUCCAGGAUGGAGUUCACGUUAUUAAGGAGACAAAAGAGGAAGUAACUCCAGAACAACUGAAACUGAUGAGGACCCAGGAUGUCAAAUACAUAGAAAUGAAAAGGGUUGCAGAAGCUAAGAAAAUUGAAAGACUAAAAUCAGAGCUCCAUCUGCUGGAUUUCCAGGGGAAGCAGCAGAAUAAGCAUGUGUUUUUUUUUGACACUAAAAAGGAAGUUGAGCAGUUUGAUGUUGCCACUCACCUGCAAACAGCCCCGGAACUUGUUGACAGAGUCUUUAACAGACCAACAAUAGAGACUUUGCAGAAGGAGAAAGUGAAGGGGGUUACCCAGCAGACUCGACUGAAGCGGAUAGCUAAAGAAAGACAAAAGCAGUAUAACUGCCUGACACAGCGGAUUGAACGUGAGAAGAAAUUGUUUGUUAUUGCACAGAAAAUUCAAACACGAAAAGAUCUUCUGGAUAAAACUCAGAAGGUGAAGGUGAAGAGACAAACCGUGAACUCUCCAGCUAUUUACAAAUUCCAGUGUCGUCGAAAACGUUGAAGUGGCGUAGAUAAGCUUUGUCAUUCCACAUGGAAAAUAAUUGUUUUUCCUGACUUCGCAUUCCAUUAGUCUGAAUGACAUGGUUUUUCCUGUUUGUGACUUUCAUUUAUUACAGAUCUGGCAUUUGAUAUUUUUCUGCGAACAACAUUUAAACGCUUUCCCUUGUCUUACUUUUUUUGGGGUAUGAAAUCAUGCCCCAAUAUAUUUUUAUAUACC
Molecule: messenger RNA, 1066 nt
Organism: Lontra canadensis (Northern American river otter)
Lineage: Eukaryota; Metazoa; Chordata; Mammalia; Carnivora; Mustelidae
Gene: UTP11
Product: UTP11 small subunit processome component
Exons: 8
Coding region: 89-850 (253 amino acids)
Biological process (GO): rRNA processing
Cellular component (GO): small-subunit processome; nucleolus
Source: RefSeq, a predicted model, not a curated record